AUGGCAAAAGUUUCAUCAGAAUUCAAAGAGGAAAAGUUUUGCAAAACUGAGGAACAGAUAGAGGAGGAGAAUGUCAACGAGGACAUGAAACCGAAACAGCAACAAGAUUCCAGCAUGCACACUACCACUACUACGGCCCAGGAUAACAGAGAUUAUGAUAAUAAUAAUAAUAAUAAUAAUAAUAAUAAUAAUUCCUCCAAUGUCAAUAAAUCGGUUUAUUUAAUUAACAAUAAAGGACAGGAAGAGAAUAAGCCUAAGAAUAAGAAGACAAGGACAAUAAUUGCAUGUCGACAGAAAUCAUUAAAUAUGAAUCAACAAAUACGAACGAAUGAAAAAUUCGGUCAAAAAUUAUCAUUAUUAUUAUUAACCAAUCAGAAUUCAGUGGCUAGAAUUGAAAAUUCCCUUAGUAGUUUAACAAUGAAUUCACAUGAAUACAACAAACAUCAGUCACCACUACCACUGCCACCAUCACCACCACCACCACCUGCUGUUCCUGUCUCUAUCGACACUACUUUUGCUAUUAUUCACCAGAGUACUAGUACUAGGUUAUAUGAUAAAAAUGAUGAUUACGAUAUGCGAAAACAAAUGAAACAUACAAAUAGUGGUAGUAAUCGUUCGGGAAAGUUAACUACUACUACUACUACUCUAUCUAGUGAACAUGAAGGCAAACAAAGAUCAUAUGGAUUACGUACGGAUAUUAAUACUAAUAAUAAUAACAAUAAUAAUCAAGAAUUAAUUCAAAGAAUUCAUCCGACAACAGUAUCAUCAGUAAGCCCGUCGACAACAGUCACGAAAACAACAACAACAAUGGGAACUAGUCUACCAACUAGUUCAGAAAUACCUGAGUCAAAGUAUUUAAAUCAAUCUGAAAAUACUGAAAUUGGCUGAAAUGAAUUUCAUUGAAAAGUUGUAUUAAAAGCACAUUUGUUUCUCAAAAAAUAAUGAAGAUGGUAGAAGAAUUCAAGAAUAUCGUUUUCAUCUUCAAAAGCUGUCAAUUUGACUUUUCUGCAUUCCAGUGGAAAAUGAAUAACAU
Trichobilharzia regenti is the source of this 1033-nucleotide messenger RNA. The record is from the annotation of a GenBank genome assembly. NCBI's taxonomy places the organism in Eukaryota, Metazoa, Platyhelminthes, Trematoda, Strigeidida, Schistosomatidae.